AUGGAGGGCGGCGUGCUGGAGCCCCAGAGCGGGGCGACGGUGGUCACCGUCUCCGCUGCAGCGUCGGUGGAAGGGGAGGAGAGAGGGGAGGAGGCAGUGCCACCGGGCUUGGGGGCGACGCAACAGCACUUCUCCCCAUUCGAGGGGGCGGAGGCCCGGGACGAGGGCGGGGGGGAUUGGAGCUUCAUUGACUGUGAGAUGGAGGAGAUUGACCUGCAGGACCUGCCCAGCGCCUUCAUCGCCUGCAACCUGGACCCACGCGUCUUUGUGGACAGCCUGUGCCGGGCUAAAUUUGAAUCUCUCUUUAGAACAUAUGACAAGGACAUCACGUUUCAAUAUUUUAAGAGUUUCAAACGAGUACGAAUAAACUUCAGCAACCCAUUGUCUGCAGCAGAUGCCCGACUGCAGCUUCAUAAGACUGAAUUUCUUGGAAAGGAAAUGAAAUUAUAUUUUGCUCAGACUUUGCACAUAGGAAGCUCGCACCUGGCUCCACCUAAUCCAGACAAACAGUUUUUGAUUUCUCCUCCUGCCUCUCCACCUGUUGGCUGGAAACAAGUGGAAGAUGCUACUCCAGUCAUUAAUUAUGAUCUUUUAUAUGCUAUCUCCAAGCUAGGACCAGGUGAAAAAUAUGAAUUGCAUGCAGCCACUGACACCACUCCCAGUGUGGUGGUCCACGUAUGUGAGAGUGAUCAAGAAAAUGAAGAGGAUGAUGAGGUUGAAGGAAUGAAGAAACCCAAACCAAAAAUUAUUCAGACAAGAAGACCAGAGUACACACCUAUUCAUUUAAGCUGAAUUGGCAUAUUGGCCUAGAUGAAUUCCAAACCACUGUUCAUUCAUAGGGAGUAAUCUUUUACUGUGGAAAUGUCAGGUCACGAUUUUUGUGAUGGCAACAAGAUGGGUAGCUGUGGCCAGAUUUCCAGUUCAUGUUGUUCAGAAAAGAAGCCAGGAGCUGCCUAGCUCCUUGUUCUCAGUGCUGCACAUCAGUUAGUGUUCAUGGAGCCCUAGAAUGGCCUUAUGCCCAUCACUGAGUUAAUGAUGAUCAGACAUUUGGGAAAGAAUUGAAAAAGCCAAUAAGCAACACUUGUACUUGUUCUUUUCAGGUGGGCUGUUUUGGUUUUUGUUUCUGUUUUGUUCCAGAGAAAAGAUGGUCACAGGUGUAGGGAGAGCUUUAUGUUGCUAUACAAUCUACAAUGAUAGACUUCAUCGUCUGGUGGGCUAUAGACAUUGUGUGGAAUACUAGUAGAAUUGUUUAAAAACAAAACAAAAACGCACAAUGUGGAAAAUUUUCAAAUGUUUUCUUUUUCCUUUUGUUUUCUUAUUUUGUGCAUGUGGAGUUAAUGAUUUUCCAAAUUAACUUUUGUGUCACUGUCUUAUUAAGUUUUGUUUUUUUGCUGUUUUGUAUUUUGAGAAAGCCUUUAAUAUUUAUUGCCCUACCAGAUCCUAGUCCUCUUUUUUCAGAGACACUCAAUUUACAGCUGGAAUGCAUUCACUGAUUCUUAUUUGGUGCCAUAUGUAACUGUGCUUUUCAAAAAAAUUGAUCUGGAUUUUAACAUUCAUAUGUGGGAUUUAGCCUGAAGAAUUAAGAAACUAACAUUUUUUAUGGCACAAUUUAGCAAGUGGCUAGUCUUAGUUUAAGUAUUUUUUUGGUUGGGAUUUGGGUUUAUUUAAUGUUUAUUAAACUAUGAAUGCUAGCUGUAGGCCUACUUGGGAAUAUUGGCUCAGAUAUUUUGAUUUUUUUUCCACUGAAACAUGAAAAUCAACUUGUAAAUAAAACUGUUAAAGUAUAUUCAUAACUGUGUAUAGCUGGGUGAAAAUAUGGCAAUGGAAGACUAUUAUAAAUCAUAGCUACUUACCUGUGUAUCUGUAUGUUGUAGAAGAUGCUGUUAAGACAUUUUAACAGAGUUUGGAUUCAAAGCAUGUGAAGUGGAUAGUAAAUGUGUGAUUAUAUAGAAGAGGGAUGCAGUGCCUUUCCCCAAAUUUCAAGUGGAAUUCUACUAUCUACACAUGUAAUUUUUUUCUAGUUGCAAUGUGUAUGUCCAGUAAAUAAGUAUUACAUUUUGGACUUACAAUGCCAUAGCAAGUGUUUCAUUUUGAAGUACUUAAUGCCAAAUAACAAUGCAUGCUUCAGAAAUUUGAAAUAUGGUUUCCCUGAAGGAACAGUUAAGUUUAGAAGCUACUUUUUAGUUACUCUGAUCAAGAAUGUGGUUGAAUGCUCUCAGAAUUCUGUUUACAACACACCAGGAGGAAAAAUCACCAUUACAUAGUUAUUCAAGUGUUUCUAAUUAUGUGGUUUUUAGUUGGAGAACCUAACCUUGAAACAUCAUUUUUUUAAAAACUGCAUUCUAUAAUAAAUUGGCACAAUAUGCUCUUUGUGCAAAAAAAAA
Gracilinanus agilis (Agile Gracile Mouse Opossum) is the source of this 2384-nucleotide messenger RNA. It is a transcript of the gene RCAN1, whose product is annotated as regulator of calcineurin 1. Gene Ontology annotation, molecular function: nucleic acid binding; calcium-dependent protein serine/threonine phosphatase regulator activity. Gene Ontology annotation, biological process: calcium-mediated signaling. NCBI's taxonomy places the organism in Eukaryota, Metazoa, Chordata, Mammalia, Didelphimorphia, Didelphidae. The record is from RefSeq and is a predicted model, not a curated record. Bases 1 to 792 code for a protein of 263 amino acids. Gene Ontology annotation, cellular component: cytoplasm; nucleus. The transcript is spliced from 4 exons.